Messenger RNA from Actinia tenebrosa (Australian red waratah sea anemone), 5019 nucleotides. RefSeq names its product histamine H2 receptor. NCBI's taxonomy places the organism in Eukaryota, Metazoa, Cnidaria, Anthozoa, Actiniaria, Actiniidae. Gene Ontology annotation, cellular component: plasma membrane. The record is from RefSeq and is a predicted model, not a curated record. Gene Ontology annotation, molecular function: G protein-coupled receptor activity. Gene Ontology annotation, biological process: positive regulation of MAPK cascade; adenylate cyclase-activating adrenergic receptor signaling pathway.
UUUUAUGCAGUCUGUAACAUAUAAAUAUCACAAACUCCCAGUAGCACCAGGAAAACAUCUGCGCAGAUUAAAUCCUCUUUUUAAAAAGAAAUUACAUAUUUUAUCCGUUUUAAUCCUAGUCAURACGCUUAAGCUAUAAAAACCCGAGAUUCUAAGGCUGAUAGAAACUAGAAAAUUCAAGAUGCCUUAUAGCGCAUGCGUAUGACAUAUCAAACGUACCGCAUUACACACCUCGAUUCAUGCCGAGUAUUACAAAUAAAAAUCUUGUUGAUAGAUUUAAACUUUACUUCUGUUUCUUAUUUGUUUGUUUAUAUGUACUAAGAGAAGGUGUUGCAGAUGAGAGAAGGAAGUGUACAAUCGACUGAAAAAACGACUUUAUACUCGAGGUUUGAUGAUCCUGCUUUCGAGGAAGACCAACCAAGGAGGUUCCGGACUUUCAAGAUAAUCACAGCCGCAUAAGAUGACCGUCGAUACCACAGAUUGUUAUGUACCUGGGGGUGUACGACAACUAUAGGCAACGAAGCAUUUGGCAUUGACAGCAAUUCCAUCAAGAUCAGAUAUCUUGGCGUCAGUGGAUGCUGUAAAUGCAAGUAGAGAAAUGUGUCACUGAAAGUUUGUUCACCUAAAGGAAACAUCUGCUCGGCGGUGGACGUGGGAUUAAUUCAGUCAAAUCUAAAGUGUUAAAACUUCAACCCUCUGCCAACUGCUCAAGGGAUUAUUUCAAAUUCAAGAGGACAUUCAAGGUGGAAAUAAACCUCAAUAACUGUCUUUGGAAAACGACUACGUCCCCUAGGUUUUUCCAAGCCGCUAUCAAAGUGUAAAAGAAAGCUGAAGCUCGAUCAAAAGAGGUGAGCAGAGACAUAAGACUGGUCAGGUUGCUUGUCUUAAUAUUCAUCGGAGGAGGACCAAGAGUGCCUCGUCUUUAGAUUGCUUCAGCGAAUAACAAACCGCAGUACGUGUUGAAGCUCUUACGUGUUGGUCGAUUGACAUCACAAGGCUAACAAGCUAAGUGACAACAGAUCUAACAAACAGAAUCAAACUGGAUCAAACUCCUUCAAACCAAACAGCCUACAGAAAUGUUUCACCAAGAGAAAAAACAUGCACUGACGGUCGCAUUGGCUAGGAGUCUUUCCAAGUAAAGAUUGUCAUUGAAAAACUCGGCGUUUGAAGCGUCCAGCAAAGGGACUGAUUCAUAGUUAUAAAUUACACUGAAACCGCAUAUACCUUGUUUGAUGAUUUGAAGACAUCCUGCAACUGCAAAAAGGGCAUAUAUUAAGGGCCAAAAUAUCCUUUCCUCUGAAAAGAUUUUAUUCUGAAAGGAAAUCUUCAAGCUGUAUAACAAGCAGGCUUUCCACUACUUCAAGGUUUAUAUCUGUUUCUGAUCCUCAAGGACAUAAGUGACAAAUAGAAACCACUUCUGAAAACUUUGACUGAAAAGGAUUAUUUAAAAAGACGUUCUACAAACGGAAACGAAAAAAAAAUGGCGUCUUCAAACGAAAUGGGCAACUCUUCAACCAACUCGUCAACCUUAGGUUUAGGACCUGAGAACAUCGUUGGAGCGAUUUUCGUUGGAUUGCUGAUGCUUGCAACCUUGUUUGGUAACUUCUUGGUGUGGGCUAGCUUUAUUACAUUUCGAGAGCUAAGAACAAAGUGUAACUACUUCAUAAUAAGUUUAGCGGUUGCUGACAUCAUGGUUGCGUUGCUUGCUAUGCCAUUUUGGUUCAUUUUGCAACUGGAGCCUGACUUGAAGAACUCAAAAAUAUUGGAUCAACGAUCGAUGCAGUUUUGGAAUUGCAUUGACAUUCUUUGCGGAACUGCCUCUAUAAUGAAUCUAUUAGCAGUGAGCGGUGACCGCCAUCUUGCCAUAACAGCACCCUAUAAAUACCACGAGUUCUUGACGUCAUUGAGAGCGAUCGUGAUCAUUUGCUUCGUAUGGAUUUACGCAGUUACUAUUUCUUUGCUGAACCUUGCAAAGUUCAAAAUUCCAAAUAAUGGCUACCAUUACUUGGUGUCAACCACUAGCUUGAUACUACCAUUGGUGGCUAUGAUUAUCAUGUACGCACGGAUUUAUAUGGUUGCGAGGCGACAAGCUCGCAUGAUCAACCUCCAUCAGAAUUACAAAACAGAUAUUAAAGCUGCGAAGACUAUUGCUGUCGUGAUUGGAGCAUUCGUCGUAUGUUGGCUUCCGUUUUUCGUAAUGAUUAUUGGAUAUGCUGUUGAUCAGAAUUUUAUCAGUGACCCUCACUUUAAGGUUCUUAGAGCCAUAAAAUGGAUGGAAUAUCUGAACAGUUGUUUAAAUCCUAUUAUCUAUUGUUGUCUAAACCGUACCUACCGAGGCGCAUUUAAAAGACUUUUUAAAAAGUGGCGAAAAGCUUUGUUGCGGCUGUUUUUUUCCAAAUACCAAGAAGACAACGAAGAUGAUAAYUUCAAUACUACUCUUAAUAAAACCCAGAAGACCCCUAUAUUGGGCAAGUCUAGUGAAGACUCCGGCAACAAUUUGACUCAUGUUAACRAAAAUGGCAAUCAUUUAAGGAAAGAACUCUUGGAGUCCAAUGCAAAUGGUGUUCACAAGCAGACCCAGGUUUAAAAGUCAAAUUGCAUGUACUGUAUUGGAUGGCUCUUCAAUUGGAAUUGAAGCUGUGUAAAACUACUUGAGUGAGGUAUCUCUAGCUACUAAUAGAACAUGCUGGUAUAUUACUUGAUUGCAAAGUGUUUUGCAGYCUUAAGGUUUAAGAAAUAUAAUAUUAUCAACACUGAGAGCACUACUUACAUCCUUAAAUUUAUCAUAUUACAAGAAAAGCAAGCAAGGAAGCGAGGCGAGCUUGAUUUUAUUCUUCACAUUUUACUGCGUAUACUACGAUUAAGUAAAAGAUUAAAACGUGACUACGACAAGCUGUACUCAAGAAACUAUGUACACUUAGACACACCAAAGUUAUAAUUAUUGGUGAUGAGCGGCUUUGAGAUCUAAUUAGCCUGCGUAGCCGGUCCUCUUUUUGGCCGGCUACGCAGGCUAAGAUCUAAUCGACCCAAUUGAUCAAGCGUCAGAUAUCAUCACAGGAAGUAAAUAACAGCUAGAAUACUUAAUUUGUGUGUGCGUGUGCACGGUGUACAAGGGAGGAGGGGGGGGGGGGGUUGAAGUCGCUUUCAUAAACCCUCCCCCAGUAGAUUAAGAUUGCCUCCCGUGGACAAUCAAUAGAGAUUGGACUUGAUAACACACAGUAAAUGUAUAAGUACUCAAAGUCGGUCCAACCUAAUUCACUAAAGCRAAUUUGCAAACGUUUCUUGAGACUUUGAUAUGACACUUUAGACGUUGGAUGAAGUGGUCAUUAUUUUUAACGGCAGCACUGGAUACGCUGCACGUCUUUAUUUUGGUACAGGUAAUAUACGCAUAUCGAAAAAUGGCGGGAAGCCAUCGAGGCAUGUAAAGACCUUGUAAAUGCUGUCAUGAGGUGCACCACUAAUUUAGUUUCAUAAAUUGUUUAUUGAUUUUCAUGGUAAAUCAGUGAAGUAAAUCGGUCAAGUGGUGAAACUCUUGCUACGGGUAUACUAAUUUCAGUAUAAAUAUAAUACCUUUAACGUAAGUUAGCAUGUCACGAAUUUUAUAAAACGAAGACUCGCUUUAGUACUAAAUUCCAUUCCAUUUCUCUUUCUUGAAAUGUUAACAUGUGUAGUAUAAUUUAUUGAGAUCAGGUUAUAUAUAUAUAUAUAUACUGGUAAAAAUUAAAAUAAAAUCUCAAGACACAGUUAAAACUAUAAAAACCUCUCAUUAUAAUCACUCAACUCUCAAAAGUUAUUCGCCUUUUCCGGCCUAAAAGGAAGACUGGUAACGACUGCCUCGCAAAUAAGAUUGUUGGAAUGCAUUUUAAACUAUUAGAUCGAAAAGUUCCGCCCUCGCUUCCCCAGAUUCAGCUGCGGAACAUGAUGUAUGCGAAUUAUGAUCCAUUUAUUUUGCUUUAUCAUUUUUGCUUUUGUCUUUAUAUAUUUCCUCCUUUUCCUCCUACUUUUCAUUCAGUCAUACAAUCAUUUUCCUAUCAUUGCCGCCUUMAUCAUCCACAACGGAUCGAAUACCGACACGUAUUGGAAUAACUAACCGCUGAUUGAAAUCCCCAUAUUUCUUUUUGGCUUUCGGUUUUGCGUAUCAACUCACACGGCUUACAYGAUGUGAGGUCAAGUUCAUGUCGAAGAAUACAACACGAGACGCUGAUAAACUAAGAAGUUAUCUUUAACCCUCGUCUGCUAUUGAUAGGACAACCAAUGUCAGUGAAAAAUCAUUUAACUUCAGAUAGGAUAUCGGGACACUUUAUCUGGAGAUUCGCAGGCAGCACGCUUGCGUAAACCUUUGUCCUCUACCGGCACUGUGAAUAAAGAUACCUCGUGAUCGCACGUUUAAAACUUUAGGUAGUAUAGCUUUCCUGAAUCUCUGGGGCAAGAUAGUCAUUGUUUAGUUUAAUUAGUCCAGUGUUCUGUGGUUUCCUCAAUCACUGUCAUUAGGCUUGUACAAAAUGCAUAGUAUAACGUUAGGCACUAAUUAUUUGGUAUUGUAAUUGAUAGUCAGUCGGAUUAGUAGUUACAAAGUCAGCAAUGGUGAGAAUGUCAACUAUUCACACUUAUUAAAGCCUGCUCAAUAUGAUGAGCUAAUAGUUUUUUAACUGGGAGGUCGGAACAGCUUGACUUCGACGAUUUAAAGGUACAUGUCCGCCUAAUUCAUUCAUUAGAUUAUAUUUUGCCGUUUAAAUUAAACAGCAGCUGGGCCAGGGAAACGGGCGUGGCUUAGCAGAUAGGAGGAUCGCAAAGUUAAAGUCAAACACUGAAAUAGUUUAGCCUAGAAUAUCACUUCGAAAGAUCGAUUUCAGGACGCCUCGGGGCAGUUUAUUCAAAGCAACGACAAUCUCGAUUUCCCUGUAGAUAAGCAUGCAAUUAAUCUUAAUUCUGAACUACGUCAAACAUUGAAGUUACAUGAUGAAUUUUAUGCUAAUUAUGCUACCUUCAAAUAUUAUUUCAAAGUAAUCUCAGCAUAUU